Molecule: messenger RNA, 2028 nt
Organism: Penicillium vulpinum
Lineage: Eukaryota; Fungi; Ascomycota; Eurotiomycetes; Eurotiales; Aspergillaceae
Product: Rad21/Rec8 N terminal domain protein
Exons: 6
Coding region: 1-2028 (675 amino acids)
Biological process (GO): replication-born double-strand break repair via sister chromatid exchange; synaptonemal complex assembly; mitotic sister chromatid cohesion
Cellular component (GO): cohesin complex; synaptonemal complex
Molecular function (GO): protein binding; chromatin binding
Source: RefSeq, a predicted model, not a curated record
AUGUUCUACAGCCAUGAGAUCCUUACCUCGCCAGAGCAUGGUGUCGCAACAAUAUGGCUAGUUGCAACUCUGGGAUCCCGGUCCAUUUCCAGAAGACUGAACAGAAAAGCCAUCCUGGACGUGGAUGUCCCCAAUGCAUGCCGAGUUAUCAUCAAUCCCGACGCACCCAUGGCCCUUCGACUGCAGGGGAGCUUGCUCUACGGAGUUUCUCGAGUGUAUAAUCAACAGUGUGGGUACACGCUGCUUGACACACAGGCGAUGCAUGACAAGAUGGUCUCCAAGUUAAAGAUCAUCCCGGCGAGUGGGCUUGAUCCCGCUGCCGGACAGACCAAGCCUAGCAAUCUCAUCUUACCUUAUGACCCGUCCUUCUUGCCCGAGACAGCCCUCCCAGGACUUGAAAUUGACCUGUCCUACUUCAGUGGCACCCCUGACGAUAGCUCAAGCCAACCCAGUGGUCUCUGGAUCAAGUCGCCCAAUAACAGCUUGUCUGGGACUUCGCAACUUUCAAGCUUGCACCUCGAGCUCCCUUCAGAUGAUAUUCUAGGAGAUGGUACUAUCAUUGGCCUUGAUGAGACCCAUGAGUCUGCGCAGAAGAAAUAUACCUUGCGCAGCAUCAUGGGUCUAAGCUUAGGCAAUGAAGAGGGUGUUCUCCUUCAGCCUGACUUUGAAAUUGACGAGGAUGGCAAUAUUAUCGAGCUCGGUGCCGGAUGGCAGUCCCCUCGUGUAAGGAAGUCCACCGCUGGUCCGAGGGAAAGCGAAGGACUGAUGGACGACCAACAACGCCAGCUCUAUGAAGACUCAAUGCAGAUUGACAACGAGGAUGUUAGAGUGGCCGAGACCAACGACGUGAUAGAGCUCGACACUCAGACCGCAGGCCCGACGAUUCUCCAGAUGAAUGAAGGACUGGAUGGGGUUGAAGAAACAAUUGACAUCCAAGCCGCGAGGACCCGUCGAAUUAGGCGCCCGAAGGAAAUCAUCUCUGACGAUGCUACGGCUCUUCGAAACAUGACGCUGGCUCAAUGGAACAAUGAAUACGUUGCGAACAUGGCUGAAGCACUCAAGCAAAAGCAGCAGAAAAAAAUUCCAACCAUUUCGAAGAAGAACGCUGUUUUCUGGGUUUUCGGUCAGGGAAUCGGCUCGGUUGGAAUCGGACUGGGGAUGGGCCGUGAACUGCAUCCGCUCCACCUUUACUCGGGGGAGAAUUUGUUUGCAGCCGUUGGUGGAUACCCUCAGCGAAACGGGCGAAAGCGCAGUGCAGAUGACGAUGAAAGAUCAGAGGGACGUCAAGUACGAGCGAGAGAUGAACAAGCGGAGCAUCUCAGCCGUGAGAACAUCGAACGUCUUAACAUGGAAGUUGAAGUCGGCCGUGAUGCUCCUUCGAGUCUAUUUGAUGACCACUCUUCCCAAAUGCCAUGGAACAUCACCGCUUCUAUUCAAAGCUCUCGGCAGAGAAAUCGAUUCGGUAGUGUUAGCGAACUGUCUUCUCAAGGACGCAAGGGCCGCAGCCGUCUCACGAGCGCCAGUCCCCUUGCUGGGCGCAGCUAUCUUGGAGGUCAAGACCGACUUGGCCUCGAGCUCCUGGGCGAUUUCGGAGAUGACCUAGAUCUCACCCGUUAUCUCGAAGGCGAGCUUGCAACCGACCGCGAGAAUAUCAGCUCACUCUCGCCAAGCAAGCGGUCUGCUCUUGAACGUGCCAAGUCAACUCUUGAUCGGGAAAGCCUGAAUUUCAUAGAGUUCAUGAAGACCAAGAUGGGUACUGGUAACGAUAGCAAAGCAGGAAACGCGCAAAGCCCGAACAGCAACGUGUGUGGCCCGGUCGCGCCCAGACUCGGUCAGACCACAUUCGCGAGUCUUCUUCCUCCUGGGAGUACGACCCGGGCUAUCGCGACUCAGGCUUUGAUGAAUGUGCUCACGCUCGCUACAAAGGGUGUGCUGCAUGUCCACCAGGACGAAUACAUUGACGAGAGCACUGAGUGGGCAGUCUGCUAUCGCUAUGGCGAAAUCUUUUUGCGAUUAUCUGGAAUGUGA